Molecule: messenger RNA, 1995 nt
Organism: Chaetomium strumarium
Lineage: Eukaryota; Fungi; Ascomycota; Sordariomycetes; Sordariales; Chaetomiaceae
Product: putative transporter protein
Exons: 5
Coding region: 358-1995 (545 amino acids)
Biological process (GO): amino acid transmembrane transport
Cellular component (GO): fungal-type vacuole membrane
Molecular function (GO): L-amino acid transmembrane transporter activity
Source: RefSeq, a predicted model, not a curated record
GUUUCGUCGUCGUGGUGUCCAUAACUCAUAUCAACCCAUCGAAUACCUCACCGCCUGUGAACAUUUAUCUUCCGACAGCCAUCACUUGCGAGCAGUUCAACGUCCUGGACGUCGCAGCAGCAUAAUAGAUACAGUCACUCGCUUGAAGGUUACUGGACGCAUCAUCACGAUUGACGAGCGAUACCCAUAUCCCUGACCAUUCGCUUCAGGGGUCCUCGCACGCUUGAAUGUCCCCGAUGGCGGCAAUGGUGGGCGCAUCCUAGUACGGCCACUCUAACAACCACGGGCUCCUCGAAAGACGCUUCAUCACCGAAUCUUUGCGGUUGAGCGCCCGGAUACGAACCCUGCGGUCGACGGAUGACGGGGUACAUGACGGUAGCGUCUGGCAGUGCGUCAGGAGCUACCGCGGGCGGAAUCAUGGCGGGCCAACGCCGAACACGUAGCCCGAAGAUGGGCGGCGGGCACGCCUCCAUGAUGAGCAGCAACAUCAACCUCCUGAACACGAUCAUCGGCGCUGGAACGCUUGCCAUGCCAUCGGCCAUGUCCCACUUCGGUAUCAUGCUCGGUGUCCUUCUGAUUGUGUGGUGCGGACUCACAUCGGCGUUCGGUCUCUACCUCCAGUCACGCUGCGCGCGCUACCUCGACCGGGGAUCAUCUUCCUUCUUCGCACUCUCCCAGAUUACCUACCCAAACGCCGCUGUGGUGUUCGAUGCUGCCAUCGCCAUCAAAUGCUUUGGAGUGGGCGUCUCUUAUAUGAUCAUCAUCGGCGACCUAAUGCCAGGCGUUGCAGAAGCCUUUGGCAGCGCGGACUUGGGCUGGCCGUUCUUGGAGGAUCGGAGGUUCUGGAUAACCGUCUUCUUCAUCCUUUUCAUCAUACCGCUGAGCUUUCCGAAGAGGCUGGAUUCUCUCAAGUACACAAGCGUGGUGGCAUUGCUUGCGAUAGGCUAUCUCAUCAUCCUGGUUGUCUACCACUUCGCGGCCGACGAAAUUCCGAACAACAGGGAUAUCCGUGUCAUCACCUGGGAGGGACCCGUAGCUGCCCUGAGCAGCCUGCCCGUGGUUAUCUUUGCCUACACGUGCCACCAAAAUAUGUUCUCUAUUCUCAAUGAGAUUAAGGACAACACGCCUGGCAGCAUCGUUGCUGUUAUUGGCGCCAGCAUUGGCUCCGCGGCAUCGGUUUACAUCCUGGUCGCCAUCACCGGGUACCUCACGUUCGGCAAUGAUAUUCAGGGGAACAUUGUUGGCAUGUAUCCGGCAUCCGUUGCCUCGACCAUCGCCAAAGCAGCGAUUGUCGCCCUGGUGACAUUUAGCAUCCCCCUGCAAAUCCACCCGUGCCGCGCCUCCAUCGACGCAGUUCUGCGCUGGCGGCCCGGCAGCAGUCAGAGGCCGUCGAGCGGCUCCAGCGUCCCCUCAGGCAGCCAGCCCCUUCUCCCGUCCAGCAACGCUGCCGCCGCCUCUCUUGAUAGCCAUGGCGCGCCGGUGAUGGCCAUGUCCGAGCUGCGCUUCGCCCUCAUCACCAGCGCCAUCCUGAUUCUGAGCUACAUCACCGCCCUCAACGUUUCCAGCCUCGACCGCGUCCUGGCAUAUGUCGGCAGCACGGGGUCGACCGCCAUCUCGUUCAUCCUUCCGGGCCUGUUCUACUAUAAGAUCAGCGACCCGGACAGCAUCCACCACCAACGCCUGUCCAAGGAGGAUGACGACGUCGAUUUGAGCGCUACGGACGACGAUGACGACGAGGCCGGUGAGGAUGUUCUCGGAAACAGUGUCGCCAGCCUCCGGUCCAUCCGGUCCGUACGGUCCAACGCCAGCGGGAUGAGUACGCGCUCGCGGUCUGGUAGCCGCUGGCUGUGGCGAUGGCGAAGGAAGUGGCGGUGGGAUCUGGAGCAUCUCGAGACGGGCCUGCUGCGGAAGCUGUCCUUUUUCUUGUCAGCGUACGGGGUCUGUGUUAUGAUUGUGUGCUUGUUUGUCAACACUUUCUUUAGUUUCAAGCAUUGA